Xylona heveae TC161 is the source of this 2464-nucleotide messenger RNA. RefSeq names its product carbohydrate-binding module family 18. Lineage: Eukaryota; Fungi; Ascomycota; Xylonomycetes; Xylonales; Xylonaceae. The transcript is spliced from 5 exons. The record is from RefSeq and is a predicted model, not a curated record. Gene Ontology annotation, molecular function: chitin binding. Bases 14 to 2287 code for a protein of 757 amino acids.
UUUCAAGUACAGCAUGAAAGCCGAAAUCUUCUUUUGCGCCUUGUUUGCCGACAUUCUGUCUGCAAACAUAAUCUUUAACCACGUCACUCUCUUCUGUGAGCCUGACGAGGUGAAUUUCCAUCAAUGUUUGCGUGGACAAAUAUGCUCACAUGACGGAGUUUGCGGAGCGCCACCAAUACAUAUGAGCCGCCUCCCUCGAGCUCGCGAGGGCAGGACCUUGUGGAACCCUGCAAUGAAUCUUGCCCGAAGGGAUAAUGAGAAUUAUUCAACAGAUGGAACUUGCGGACCGGAUCACGGCAAUACAAUAUGCGAUCCUGAUAGCACAGUAUAUAGUGGGACAUGCUGCUCGCAAUACGGCUGGUGUGGGAACACCGAAGCCUAUUGUGGAAGCGGAUGUAUCUCUGGUUGCACGACAUCGUCAUCUUCAUCGGUCGCUGCUGAUCCUCCGACAACCGCGAUUGCAGCUGCAGCAGCAACAUCUGGGGAGCCGGUCCUCGGAAAACCUACGACAAUUGCAGGUGCCGCUGCCACUGGCGCAGUCACUACCGAUGGUACUUGCGGUGCAGCCAACGGCGGAACAGUCUGCGGUGAUUGGCCUCAAGGUAGUUGCUGUAGCAUGUAUGGAUACUGCGGAAACACGACAAGCCACUGCGGCGAUGGGUGUCAAUCUGGUCCCUGCCUUGGUCCCGCGGUGGCUCCAGCCCCAGGACCGAGUGCAGCUCCGGAGAAUCCUAACCCGGGAAGCUUUGCUGUAGUGGGACAAUCAGGUGUUCCAGCUAUGCAUGCCGGUCUGCUUCCAAAUGGUCGUGUAGUGUUUCUCGACAAAAUUGAGAAUUAUACGCAGUUGACAUUAGCGGAUGGACAAUAUGCCUACUCAUCCGAAUAUGAUCCAGCUACAAAUCUCGUCGUGCCUCUAGCCUAUAAGACCAAUGCCUUCUGCGCUGGAGGUGCUUUUCUGCCGGACGGGAGAUUCCUGUCUCUUGGGGGUAACGCGCCCCUAGACUUUAUAGAUCCCACUGUUGGUGAUGGGUUCAAUGCCAUUCGAUAUUUGCAGAGAUCAGCUACCGACGCAAGCUUGAAUGGUCAGGAUUGGAGUGAGCCGGGCAAUAAACUGGCCAGCAAUCGUUGGUACCCAUCUGCUCAAACGAUGCCUGAUGGAUCUAUAUUCGUUGCGUCUGGAAGCCUCAAUGGACUGGACCCGACAGUUCCAGCAAAUAACAAUCCAACUUAUGAGCUGUUGAGCGCCGAGGGCAUUUCCAGCGGAGAGAAUAUUGGAAUGGAUAUCCUUGUCAAGAACCAACCAUACUAUAUGUAUCCAUUUAUCCAUUUGCUUCAAGAUGGUUCACUCUUCGUGUUUGUUUCGAAGAGCUCAGAGUUGUUUGAUGUCGGGACCAACACGACGAUCAAAUCAUUUCCUGACCUUGCUGGCGACUACAGAACCUAUCCUAACACCGGUGGUAGUGUGCUUCUGCCACUCUCGAGCGAGAAUGGAUGGGAUCCGGACAUUAUCAUCUGCGGCGGCGGAGCAUACCAGGACAUUACCAGCCCUACGGAUCCCAGCUGCGGCAGAAUUCAGCCUUUGUCGACAAACCCAACCUGGGAGAUGGACUCAAUGCCGGAAGGACGUGGAAUGGUUGAAGGAACACUGCUUCCUGACGGGACUGUGCUAUUCGUUAAUGGGUGCAAUCAAGGUGCCCAAGGAUUUGGACUUGCCACUGAUCCCACGUUUGAAGUUCUAAUAUACGAUCCGACGAAAACCCUUGGACAGCGUUUCUCAACUGGUGCCUCGUCAACCAUUGCACGCUUGUAUCACUCAGUUGCUUUGCUCCUUCUGGAUGGAACGCUUAUGAUUGCGGGAUCAAAUCCUGUACAGAUGCCAAUUCUGGCACCAGAUGCUGCUAAUCCGUAUGUAACAGAAUUUCGAGUGGAAAUCUAUACACCGCCAUACCUUCAGGGAGACAAUGCAAACAACCGACCGACAGAUGUUGAGCUUUCAAGCACUAGUCUCAGUGCUGACGGCAGCGAAUACACAGUCAGCUUCAAUGCCCCAGGCGGAGCACAGGCUGUGAAAGUGGCACUUUACCAUGGCGGAUUUGUCACGCACUCACUGCACAUGAACCAUCGUAUGCUUUUCCUAGACAACACCGGGUUCAACCAAGGCUCAACUGCACAAACUCUCACAGUUUCUAUGCCUCCAAACAAGAAUCUGGCACCUCCUGGACCAUACGUCAUCUAUGUUGUGGUCGAUGGUGUGCCUGCCAUAGGCCAGUUUGUCAUGGUGGCAUAGUGCACAAUGCAGUGUAGCGAGUUUCUAGGGUUUAUUGAACUAACUGACAUGUUAAUGGCGCGCUGGAAAUUAGGCGAAAUUAGCUAAAGAAUACCCCCAAAGAUCGGCAGUUGGUGAUUAUUGUGACAGCACAGAAAGUAGGUACGUUUGGGCCUUGGAUUCUACGUUAAAAAGAGC